Messenger RNA from Chaetomium globosum CBS 148.51, 1155 nucleotides. RefSeq lists its product as uncharacterized. The transcript has 2 exons. NCBI's taxonomy places the organism in Eukaryota, Fungi, Ascomycota, Sordariomycetes, Sordariales, Chaetomiaceae. The record is from RefSeq and is a predicted model, not a curated record. Gene Ontology annotation, biological process: chromatin organization. Bases 1 to 1155 code for a protein of 384 amino acids. Gene Ontology annotation, cellular component: nucleus.
AUGUCAGACCCAUCCCAGACGGCGUCCCGUUUCACGCCGCAGAACCAAACCACGCACGAGCGGCUGUCGACAAAUACGGUCGGCCUCGUUGCGCUCUCAGAUUUUCGCAAGCGACGCGCCGAGGUCCUCGAACAGCAGGAGCGCGAAGCGCGCGAGGCAGCUCUUUCGACGCGUGCGAACGCCUCUACACCUGACCGGUCGCUAACUACAACCCCGAACAUCGCGAGCGCCGAUAACAGUGAACCAGAAAGACAGAAAAAGAAGAAAAAGCGGGCGAAGGCACUGGUGUCGUUUGGAGACGACGAGGAAGAAGAGGACGUGGCCGGGCCAAAAAUUGUUACGGGCCAGGGAGCAGCAAAAAAGGACAAGGAAAAAGCCGCGGGUAACGAUACGAACAACGAUGCAGACAACAACGGCGAUACUGGAGUGGAGAGUACCUCCGGCGACGAUCACGACAAACGGCGGAAAGUGCCCGCUAAGGUCGCGGUCAACUCCUCAGUCGGCAUUGUGCCGCGGGCACUGACGAAGGCUGCUCUACGAAGGGAGGCUGCGGAGAGAGAGGCCUUACGCAAGGAAUUCCUCCUUCUACAAACUGCCGUCAAGGCUACCGAAAUCGCCAUCCCCUUCGUUUUCUACGACGGGACCAACACCCCCGGAGGUGUCGUGAGGGUCAAGAAAGGCGAUUUUGUCUGGUUGUUUCUGGACAAGAGUCGCAAGGUGGGCGCGCAGCUUGGGGUGGGUGCGGACAAAAGUGCAAAUGCCAGGCGAGAUUGGGCCCGCGUAAGCGUGGACGACCUGAUGCUGGUGAGGGGCACUAUGAUCAUACCACACCAUUAUGAGUUCUAUUUCUUCAUCAUCAACAAGACUAUGGGCACAAACAACAAGCUCCUCUUCGACUACAGCGCCGAAGCUACGCCCACACACCCUACGGCUGACGGACCUGGUGCAGCUGGCAUUAGCCGCGCGCCUGGUCUCUCCGAACUCGAAGGGGUGUCGGAUGACCCCACCAUCACGAAGGUGGUCGAUCGGCGGUGGUACCAGCGUAACAAGCAUAUCUACCCAGCCAAUGUCUGGCAGGAUUUCGACCCCGAGAAGGAUUACUCGAAGGAUAUCCGGCGCGACCCGGGAGGCAAUGCCUUUUUCUUUUCGAAAUAA